AAACAAACGCCCCUCCCCGCGUUUCAUGUUUAUAUUUUUUGAGUUUCCCUCCCUUUUAUUCCGUCCUCUCUCUCUCUCAGACACACAGUAAAUCCCAAAGACGAACAAGAUCUCUGUUUUUCAUAGAUUCAGUGAAAAGAGGUUUUGGAAGUAGCUAUAUGAUUCUGAGCUCAAAAAACAGCAAUUGGGUCCUCAUUAAUCUUUCUUUUAAUGAGUGAAGAGACACUGUAAGAGCAGCGAGAAGAGGUGUCAAGGAUGGCAAAAUAUUAUGACAUUGAUGAUAUUAUCACGGAUGAAGAGAUCGUUGCAGUUAUAUUCCAAAAGGCAGCAUCUGGCGUGGGAAUUGAUCCCAGUUCUGAAACAGACUGUGUUGAAGUGGGUUCCAAGGUAGAGCUUCCAUUCUGGCUUGCUCAUGAGUUACAACAGAGACAAGCAGUAUCAAUGAAUAUUCCCACUAGUUUCAACCAAAACACAAGGCUGGAAAUCCAGGCUGAUUCUGCAUGUGUGGAUCUGAGAUCUCGAUGUCCAUACUUUUAUGAAUUUGGAUGCAAGAUAGCACCACUGGUUGGUGCUAGAAAUAUUGGACCUUUGCUCUUAUCUGCAUUUAAGAGCAGGUACAAGGAAGUCCUCACCAAGGCACACACUGCAGCAUUUACAGCAGCUUCCAAAAACUUGACAAUUUUGACAAAAGAAGAAACCAAUUUGUACGAGGCAGCUCAAUCCUCUAUGGCAGCAUUUAAGAAGUGGCGGAUGGGUGGCCCCAGGUUUCAGAAAGCUUCCAUUCUUGGAAGGAAGAGAAAAUCAACCGAGUAGCUGCUAUCUCUCACUUUAUGAUUAAUCUCCAUCACAAAGAGGGUCUUGUCUGUAAGUGUAUGACAUUGGUGCUAAAUGUCUGUUUACAAAAAAGGGAGAUAAUGUUAGAUACUAAAUAUUGAUUCAGAUAGAGGCCUCAAUCUAUCAAGUUUCGUUUUAGGUCUUAAUUUCUGAUCUAAGCUUCAUAAAAACAAUCAUAAACAGUUAAGCAAUACUUCAUUGAUUAACCAAAGGGCCUGAAGAAUUGUUUAGACAAUUUGAUAGUUCUAAUCAAAAGUGGAAAAUAAUUAUGUAUCUGUUACUAUGGGAAUUUUAGAUCUUGGAAAUGUAUUUGAUCUCCUUUGGCUCUUGUUUGUA
This is a messenger RNA of Quercus lobata, 1170 nucleotides long. Its product is annotated as DNA replication complex GINS protein PSF3-like. NCBI's taxonomy places the organism in Eukaryota, Viridiplantae, Streptophyta, Magnoliopsida, Fagales, Fagaceae. The record is from RefSeq and is a predicted model, not a curated record. Gene Ontology annotation, cellular component: GINS complex. The transcript is spliced from 7 exons. Gene Ontology annotation, biological process: mitotic DNA replication initiation. The coding region runs from base 256 to 813 and encodes 185 amino acids.